ACGAAGACCGCGGUUUUUUUUAAAAAAAAAAAAACAUUAAAAAUCGUACUCGCUCCUUUUUCUAAUAUUCACAUAUUGCAGAAUAUAAUAAAAACAUGAUUUUCGCACCGACACACGAUUCGAACUACAGUAUAGUGCGCGCGUCGACUAGCCGAUUAUCACAAUAAUAAUAAUUAUUAUUAUUACUAUUAAUUUCGGUGUCCGUUAUCGCUUUGUUAUCUAAAAUCAAAAUACACACACACACACAGAAUCCGCGAUAGCGGUCCAUUGGCCGUCAGUGUUAUACUAUGAACGAACAGCCCAAGUCUGUGGCGAUCCGGCCCGAGUAGUGCUUUUUUUUUAUGAUUUUUAGUUUUUUUUUUUUUUAAUUUUGGUUACCGACCCUUUUUGGAUUAUGAUAUUUUUCGGACUGUACUAUCUGGUGAAACGAGCGAUUUACUUGUCGUCGAAAAAGAUAUUCAACGGCAACGGCGACGGUGUGUCGCCGGUCGGCCUUGGAGGCGACGUCAAACCGUCCAAAAAGUCCAAAAGGAAAAACAAGCGAAUCGCCAAAGAUUCAAUUUUGAACUUGUCUUCUGCCACUUACGGCUGUGUCCUCCAAAAAUCUGCAAUGGUUGAGGUGUUUGCAGCCAAUCAAGGCGACUGCAAUUCUAAUAAUUUAGAAGUGUUGGACGCCACAUUGAGUUCGUAUAGAAGUAACACUUCGUCUCAGGAUAAUGUAGAUUUCUUCCAGGACUACUCGGAUUACCAAUGGUUUGCUGAUUACAGGUAUCGUGAUUCGGAUAACUUUAAUCACCACCAUAGUAUAUUGUCAUCUAUAUCGGAAAGUUAUAACGUCCCUUGCUAUGAAGACGUGGCAAGAGAUUUAGAUGUUAAUUUGGCUCAUAUCGAUAUGGAAAACCUCAAAACCGAAGAUAUCCACAACAUACUCAGUACUUUGCCGUCUAUGUGUGGACAAGAUUUACAAAACAUAUCUACCGAUUCUUUUUGUAAAACUAAACAAUUGUUCUCGCCCGUCAAAGAACAGUCAUCAAAUCCUUUCAUAACGUUCAGUACCGAUUCUUUGGACUGUAGCGACGACAUGCUGAUUACGUGCAAAGCCAACAACAAGCAUAACUAUACGAUUGCGUUUGAAGAGCCGGCUUUGGGUAAUUCGGAAGAUUUUCAAAACAGCGAAGCCAUGAGCACGGGCGAGAGUCGUAAUACUGGUUCAGGAGAAGCGUGGUCGAGUGAUGGUAGCGUACCGGCUAACGUUCCAAUGUUUUCAGACACUACGUUCACCACAUGGAAUAAGUUGAAGAAAUGUACUACUUCCGAAACCAACAACAGUUCCCAACGACCUAAAGAACCGCAGUCCAGUUUGUCUUCGAGUGUUAAUGAAAAAACCCAAAGUUUACCCGAUCUCAUACCACUAAAGUUAUUGUGGCUAAAGCAAAAGAAUAGUCACUAUAACUAUCUUGUCAAGUCUACACAAUCCGAGGGAGGAAACGACUGCAGAGCGGCAAAGCUGUUUGACGCAUCCGGCGCUAAAGAUCAAAGCACUAGUGCCAAGUUCAGUUUGGUAAAGAUGUUCAUUAGUCAAAAGAAGAAUCGUCAGUCAGACGGCAGCCUAGUGAUAAGUGAAAAUGAAGCUACAGAAUCGAGUGAACUGACGAAAAACAUUCUCGACGAUAGUCUUAUGCCUGACAACGAAAAGUCAGAGAGUGCCAAACAAAUAAGCAAUAACAACUCGUCGAUAAUGCCAAACAAACGGCUGUGGAAAGGUUCCAGUAUGAACAGGAGCAUGCAGACUUCAUCCAUGGAUAGUGGGACGAAUACAAAUUCAGACACUAAGUGCGCUAACAGUCCCGUGUACGUGAUGUUCCCGAGUUACACAUUGCCGGAUCUUUCAUUCUUACAAAAUCCAAAAGCUGCACUGGAUAUUAACAACGUGUUUCUUAUGCCUCAAAAGUUUUCGCCAUUGCCAUCUCCCGAAGUCGAGUCGAAGAAAUUAUUGUCCACGCCUUUACAAGAAGAAUUGUCGUCGGCGGAGAAUUCGUUUGAUUUAAAAUCGCUUUGUGCCAAAGGAUUCGAGCACGUUAACGAUUGGGACUCGUUAGCCAUGUUAUUACCGCGUAAUGUGACAAUGGCCCUGUCAAAGACUCCGGAACUAAAAGAAAGAUUCAAACGCAUAAAUUUGCAUCACGAAGAACCAUCUUUUUGUCAAAUAGAACCAAAAGUUUGUGGCAACAAAGACAAUAUGUAUAUUUAUCAGUAUGACGAUUCUAGUCAACAUCAGAAACCGCCGCCGGCGGGUCGAGUGAAUUCGAAAAUUCCUAUUAAAAAUGAAUUAAGAAGACCCAUUAGCGAAGUACCAAAAAGGUUUAGCAUGUACGACAUGAAAUCGGAAACCUUGCAAGAACGACAAAACAAAAGGCGUUCGCUGCCUUCACAGUUGACAAUCAUUCCUAAUAUGCCUCCUAUCGCGGGUUCUGAUGUCGGCACUUCAGAAGACGAAGGCGUUGAAUGUUCCGGUAGUAAUUGCGAUAGUCCAAACCCGUGUAGCGAUGAAGCCAAGAGACUGGAUUCGUUACUGCGACAGACCAAGCAAUCUCGCGCCAGCCUUAAAGCACAAGUCAACAAGUACUUGAACCGUGCCGGACACCACACGCCACCGAAUUCGCCUAACCAAACUACGAUUCAGGCCAAACGAGGAAUGGAUGUUGAAAAAUUUGAAGAGUGUGAAGUAAAUAAACUCACCGAUUCUAUUUCACACAAAAAAGACUUGGUCAGGAACUGUUGUUUCGCAGCCGAAAAAAUUGCGUUUUGCCUCGACAACGAUUAUACAGAGGACUUGCAUUCGGUUGUCCUGGACGUUCUUUGUCCAGCGCUCUAUGCCUUGUUCAGCGAGAACCUAAAGCCCAUGUUGGAAACAUCAUUUGGAGCAGUGCACAAUUCUGUUUGGCACGUCAUCGAAUCUUCUUCUCAACAAGGUGUACUGUCUACAGCCCUCAACGAACUUACCAUGAAGAUCAACAAUGAACUUGCGCUCAACGAAGGUGUAAUGAAGUUCAACGCGUUUAUCUUCGGCUUAAUGAACGUUGGCGGAUUGGACGCAUGGCUAAGCUACAUGAGAACUAGGGAGUCUGUCUGGCAAAAAUACUACACCCGUAACGCUCUGUUUGUCCGUGCCAAUUUCGGCUGCACUUUGCACAGAGAUCUAGUCGACCGUCUCGUCGCGGCCUCCAAACCUUUGGCCAAACACAAGCCCGACUUUGAUCCGCUCUACGAGUGCCGUAAACUUCACGAGAGCCUAUCAAACAUAAAUAACCGAACCUCUUGGUUGUUGAAGAAGACUGCCAGAACUUUGGAAAACGAAGCGUCGAGGCCUCGGUCGUACGUGGACUCGUCCAAAACUGUCGAUGUUGCCAGCACGGCUAGCAAACGUUGGAGCGGCGUACCGAUGGGAUCGAAACUGGCUACGGCGUUUGAACGUCUUGAAAACAUAGACGAAAGAACACGGGUGGAGGUCGAGAACAACGCAGAUACGGAGAAGCCGGUGCAAGGAAAUCGUUUUAGAAGACUGCAGAUGAAGUGGGAGUUGUUGAGCACCAAAGACCUAACCGUGGACACUCCCGAUUUUGAUUCUCCCCAGAGCGACUCGUCCAAGUCAUCAAGGAGAAUUUCAAAAUCUCGCAUACCUCGGCUAGUCCUUUCACCUGUUCAACCGAUCCAGGAUCUCUUCGGUAGUAGUAGACGCCCGACGACGGCCACUCAUAGAGUCGAGUCGCCGACUUCGCCGUUGACAAGUAGAAUAGAAUCUGCCACUUCCAACACCAAAUCCAAAAAACCGCCGACGACGUCUGCGACCAAAGCCGUGCGGCCCAGCAGUUUACCGCAGCGAAAACCCAAGGAGCCCGUACGAUACGUGCGAACUCUGUCGCAUCGUCUUUCGGCCGACAACGGCCAUCUGUCGUUCAAUGAGGGCGAGAAGCUGCAGCUGGUGCUCGACGUCGACGACAAGUGGAUACUGUGUUGUCGCGGCGCGCGUAAGGGAUUAGUGCCCAGAUCGUCCGUGCUGGCCGUUUCUAAGUGAAACUUGACCGAAAUCUGGAAAUUUUAACAUUUUUCAUUCUCUCUGUUCUCUUUUUUUCUUUAUGUGUAUUGUAUGUAAUGGUCUCAUUUUUUUUUCUUUCGUAAUUUAUGUUUAUUUAUGUACAUUUUAUACACGUACGGACUGUUAUGUUCGACUGACGAUGUGACGCGUCGCCGUUUGUACAUUAAAAAAAAAAAAAGGGUUUAAGUGCAAUCGUUGAGUUUUGGCUUGAUUUCAUUUAUUAUUUUUUUUUAACGAUUUUGUUUGGCCAAUUUUUGUUUCAUUUUUUUUUUAUUAUAAGAAUUCAAAAUUGCGCUUAAAAAAAGAAGAUAGGAACUUGUUGUUUAAAUGGAAUUGGGUGCUUUUUUUCUUUUAAAAAAAAAAUUAUAAUUUUGCCGUGUGUUUUGUUGUUUGUUUGUUAAAUAAUAAUAAUAAUAAUAAAAAAAGUCAUUUUUAUUUUACAGUUAACUACUAAUCGUUCAUAUCAUAAUGUGUAAUGUGUUACUUUUUUUUUUAAAUUAGCGUCUGCUCGUGCUCGCUAUUCGAAGUCGGGUCAUUUCCAAAUAGGCCAACGCAACGAUUUUUACUUUAAACUUGUUUGAAAAAGAACAGUUAUAACAAUAAUAAUAAUAAUAAUAAUAAUAAUGAUAAUAAUAAUAACAAUGAUAAUAAUAAUAAUAAUAGUGAUAAUAAUAAUAUAGCUAGUAAUUUCUAAAAAAGGAAGGUUUUUUUUUUUCCACAAAAUAUCUUGUACCGUUAUUUUGUAAGGCUUUUUUUUUUUUGUUACCGGAUUUAUUAUUAGCCGCUGAGGCCUUGUAUGUUCAAAUCGUAAACAAAAGUAACCGAUGGGAAUAUAUAAGGCCUCAGUGUUUUUUUACGUCGAUCGUUCGUGCUGCUACCGAACGGUCGUCGUGUGUAUUAUUAUUAUUCGCCGAUAGUUCACUUACGUCGUACCCUUGAAAGUCGUUAAUUUAGUAUGCACUUAGUAAAUUUUAAGUAAAGAAUACGCUCGACUAAUAUUUUGCUUUGUUUUAUUAUAUAAUUCUUAGGAUAGUAUAAUAUUUUAUCGUAUUGUAUAUAAAUGUUUUUCAUUCGUUUGGUUUUAUAGUUUUUAAAUAAUAUUGUAUUUUAUAAUUUCUACUAAGAUUUUAUUUUUUGUUAUUUUUUGUUUGUUUUAAUUAAACAAAAUAAGACUGCUUUUAACUUGGUAUGAUUAUUUUUUAAAUUUUUAUUCUGUAUAAAAAAAAAAAAAAGAAGAAGAAAAAUCCAAAUAUUAUAAUAUUAACCGCGAUAUAUUAUGUACGCUUACCAGUUAUAUAUAUAUACAUAUAUAUAUUAUUUUAUAUCGAUCGAAAAAUAUAUCAAUAUUAUAUUAAUAUUUCAUUUGUCAUUAAAUUAAACUAUUGAAAAAAAAGAGGCCACAUAAAUAGUUUAUUUAUAAAUACCAUAUAAUUAUUACAAUAUUAUGUUAAUCGUAAUUAAUACAUAGUUGUUGCAAUGUAAUAUCAAUUAAAAAAAAAUACCAAAGUGGCGCAAUAGCCAGGUGAAGCAUUUUGAAAAGUAUUGAAACGUAUGAUUAAUUGUACCUGUAUCAAAAUAUAAUGGCAUUAUAAAUUA
This is a messenger RNA of Adelges cooleyi (spruce gall adelgid), 5692 nucleotides long. RefSeq lists its product as uncharacterized. Gene Ontology annotation, molecular function: protein binding. Gene Ontology annotation, cellular component: cytoplasmic vesicle. Bases 395 to 4075 code for a protein of 1226 amino acids. The record is from RefSeq and is a predicted model, not a curated record. The transcript has 17 exons. NCBI's taxonomy places the organism in Eukaryota, Metazoa, Arthropoda, Insecta, Hemiptera, Adelgidae.